UUUAAUAUUUCGUGGAGCUUACAUUACAACAUUUUCUUCAAAAUGAAUUGAAUACAAGGCUCCACUUUUCGUGUACAUUACACCAUUUCUUCCAUAAUUAAUUUUAUACAAAGCUAUGUUGAAUUUUAUGAGGGUUGCCAGAUUGGACAAAAAUAGGUAUAUGGUAUUGAUGAAGGUAUUUGAUUGCAGAAUGGGGAUACAUUGUAUGAUGGGAAAUUAUACACACCAUAAUAUACACACACAAACUUACACACAUAUACACACACACUCUGUUUGUACUCAUGUUAUAGCCAGCUCUUGACUUUUGUAUGAAUUAUUUUUUAUAAAAUAGUUGUAUCUUGUUGUCAAUCAUUCAUUAUCUUUAACUGGUUAAAUGAAUGUAGUUUGCAUGUUUCAUUAAUGAUUAACAUGUUUAAAAAGUCGUAAAUCUAUGCUUAAUUUAGCUUUAAGUAUAUUUUGCAUUUUUAUACAUAUUCUGCAUUUCCACUGAAGAAAGCAAUAAUUAAUCAACAUACUGCUGUAAAUGUAAAUGUAAAUGCUGAGUCUGUAGCCAUUCAGCUAUGGGUUUCACAGCCCUAUAAUAAUGAUACAAGUAUUAUCCAAGUAUUAUCAGCUUACCAAACCAAACAGAUUUUCAGGUCUUCUGUUUCCCACAUUUAUUGAUUAAUUAAUUUCCCAUCAUGAAAAUGUAUCCCCAUUCCCCAAACCAAUACCUUCUUCAAUACCACAAAAAAAACAGACAAAUACAGCUUUUUACGCCAAUCUGGCAACCCCUCAUCAAAUCUGACAUAGCACCAGUAUCCCAAAAUAUUAAGCGAAACCAAGCAUAGAAAACAGCAUUGGCAUUAAUAAAAACACAAAAAACAUAAAGCUACUGUUAUAUUAUAAGUAUUUCACUGCCAACCUAUGAAGUCGCAUAAAAAUGUGUGUCUUUUCCUAGGAAUUAAGCUGCAUAGAAAUGUGUCUUUCCUACGAAUUAAGUCUCACAAAAACUUACGAAAUCUGCUGAAAUAGUUGUUUUGUCAGACAGACAGACAGUAGUGAGGUCAUUGUGUCACUUCACCAAAGAAACAGAAGCAGGUUGCCACGGAGAUCAAUAGACACAGGAAGAGACAUCACCACAAGAUGUUACCUGAAACAUAGAAUGAGGCCAUUGUCAGUAAGCUAGGACCCACUUCCUCCUGAAAACACACAAGUGGGCGGGUUUUUCAUGUACCUCAGCCACACUGAGAAAUGGGCAUGGAAAAUAACUCAUACAAACCCUUCUGCAGGCAUGCAACACCUACAUGAAAAUACACACACACUGUUCUGAUACCAUCAGUCUGAUCAGCACAGUAACAGACCCCAAACACACCCACUCCUGAUGGUCUAACUCUCCAGCUGAGUGAAGGGGUAUUUUCAGAGAACAACUAUAGAUUGUGACUUCCUUUCCAACUAACAUACAGGGAUUAUUUUCUAGAACAGCAGCCCUCAUCAAAGGAAGUCUCUUUCUCUCUUCUCUACUCUUCUCAGUGUGUGUUUGUGGGUCGAGCUAGCUACCAGUCAGUCACAGAGAGAUAGUGAGGACGUACAGCCAGAGGAAACAGACAUAUAACUCCUAACAGAGAUGUCUGGUGGUCCCCUCUCCUCCUUCUCCAAACAGGGAAUACUCCUACUCUCUAUCCUCCAUUAUGGGACCUGGGCUGAUGUCCCUCCAAUAGACCAGUAUGGCUUGAAGGGAGGUUCGGUGUGUGUGGCUGUUGCAGAACCCCCUGAUCAACUCAAAGGAAUUACAUGGAAGUUCCGAAAGGAUGUAAUAGUGGAUGAUAAAGACAUAUCUCCUAAAUACAAGAAGAAGGUAGAUUAUAACCCAGUGAACCACACUCUGUGCAUUAAGAAUCUGACAGACACAGACAGUGGAAUUUACAUUGCAAAUGCAAAGAAAAUAGAUUGGACAGAUUCAACGUCUUCAUACAAACUUAAGGUGUUGGAAGCUGUUCCCAUUCCAGCAAUGCAGGUGACAUACUACAACUCAAGUACAGGACUUUGUAACAUCACAGUGAAUUGUUCAGGCUGGAUGUUUUCUGUCUGUGAUGGAGGUCAGUGCCCACUGUACAAGGAUUCUCUGUCAGUCUCUGAGGUCAACAUCACUGUUUCCAGUGGUAAUGGAUUCAUUAAGUGUAUCGUCAACAAUCGUGUCAGCACAGAGACCAAAUCACAACGCAUGAAUGACAUAUGUAUUGCUGAGAAGAAGGGGAUCGCUGCAGCAUCACUAGUUGGCAUCAUUGUGGGCAUUGUUACUGGUGGAUUACUCUUAGUUGGUGUAGGAUGCAUCAUAUCAACCAGAAGAUGGCGAUCCCCUAAAGAAAUACUGCUUCUGAAGGCCGUUGUUCCAGAAGUUGACAACCCAGUGAACGCUAUACCAGGAAGACCAGAACCACAGAACACCCCUGGAUCUGAGGUGACAUCUAUCUACGUUACUGCAGGCAGACCAGGAGCAGUACCAGCAUCAGCAGAAGGAGAAGAGGGGCAUCCAGGGGACAAGGAGUACACUUCACCAGAAGAGAGGAUAGAACGACAGUCCCCCCCACAGGCAGAGACAUUCUACAGCACCCUACAGAUACCAGCUGCAGCACAGCGCCACCCAGUGGGCAAAGGAAAUAAUCUAAAGAAACCAGACACGGUGUACUGCACAAUAGGAGAUUGCCCCUCCAUCCUUCUCAGAGACCCACGGAUGUUGCUUUGAUUAAGAUUGUACCCAUAGACUCAGGUACCGAAUGCAAACACAGGGGAAAUUAUGAAGGAGAGAAUCAUGAUAAUGGGUUUUUAACAUUUCCGUCUAAUUUCAUCCAUAUUUAAAGUGGCAAUCUGCAAUUCAUACGUACUUUUAAUUGAAUUGUAUACAACUAUUAAUCCAUGCAGAAUACAACAUAUGCUUGUUUAAUUCCAUUGUUUGUUAAAACUGUAUUUGUACAAACAAUUGGUGGCAGGGUACCCGCGUUGUUAUUAUUUAGACUGCAGAUUUCCCCUUUAGCGAUAGAAAGUAUGUAAAACAGUCUUAUUUUCUGUAAACGAAAAUGGAAACAUGCAGAUGAAUACAGUAGCCCUAUACAUGCUUUAAAAAAGUGUUUAUACACAAAGCAGCGGUUUGAAAAUGGGAAGCCCAUCCAUUCAAUCAAUCAAUCAAAUCGACCAAUCAAUAAAUAUAUACAUAAACCAAUCAUUCAAUGAAUAAAUAAAUCAAGCAACAACCUA
This is a messenger RNA of Oncorhynchus kisutch (coho salmon), 3234 nucleotides long. RefSeq lists its product as uncharacterized. NCBI's taxonomy places the organism in Eukaryota, Metazoa, Chordata, Actinopteri, Salmoniformes, Salmonidae. The transcript has 5 exons. Bases 1607 to 2725 code for a protein of 372 amino acids. The record is from RefSeq and is a predicted model, not a curated record. Gene Ontology annotation, cellular component: membrane.